Messenger RNA from Rhinolophus ferrumequinum (greater horseshoe bat), 3520 nucleotides. It is a transcript of the gene RSBN1L, whose product is annotated as round spermatid basic protein 1 like. The transcript has 8 exons. Gene Ontology annotation, cellular component: nucleus. The coding region runs from base 425 to 2956 and encodes 843 amino acids. Lineage: Eukaryota; Metazoa; Chordata; Mammalia; Chiroptera; Rhinolophidae. The record is from RefSeq and is a predicted model, not a curated record.
ACCUAAGGGACCCAAGAGAAAAAUGAUGAGAAAGUGGUGCAAGACAAAGUCAUCGAGGCAGACACGAGAGCAACCUGGGCCGGGGAAGAUUCUGGGGUCCGGAGUGGGUGUUCUUCCCGGACAAUCACCGGCCACCCGAGUUCACGGUGGCGACAAUUGGAAGACCCGCCCCUUGCAGCACUCCCGGCCACUAGCCGCGCCCCGCGGAGCUGUGACCUCCAAAGCGGGUCCCUUGGCGAUCCCGCCUCUUCGACGAGACAUUCGCACCUUUGAUUGGCUUCUAGUGGGAUCCCUCAAUGUGGCUUGCCCAAUGGAAGGCCCGGCCGGUGGCCCGGACGCUCCACCCCUCCCCCGCCCCUCGCGGAGGGCCCGCCCCUGCCUCGCGCCCGGGAGCGGAGGAGAGUAAAUACAACAGGAGCGCAAAAUGGCGGAACCGCCGAGCUCAGUGCACUGCGCUGCUGUCGCCGCCGCUGCCGUCUCGGAGAAAGAACCGUUUGGCAAGGUGCAGCCCGCCUCCCGGGACCCAAUGGGUCCUCUGUCCGCCAAGAAGGUGCGGACUGAGGAGAAGAAGGCGCCGCGGAGACUCAACGGAGAAGGGGGCAGCGGCGGGAACAGCAGGCAGCUGCAGCCGCCCGCGGCACCUUCGCCUCAGAGCUAUGGCAGCCCCGCGUCUUGGAGCUUCGCCGCUCUGUCUGCUGCCCCCUCCCCUUCUGCUCGCAGCAGUUUCUCUUUCUCCGCUAGCACGGCCGUCCCCUCCUCAGCCUCCGCUUCCUCCUCUCAGCCCGUGCAGCGCAAACUGCUGGUCCCUCCUACGCUGCUGCACGCCCAGCCUCACCAUCUCCUGCUGCCGGCCGCCGCCUCCUCGGCCAGCGCCAAGCCGCGCAGACCCAAGGAGAAGCGAGAGAAGGAAAGGAGGAGGCACGGCCUCGGCGGGGUGGGCGAGGCCGGCGGGGCAGCCCGGGAGGAGAACGGGGAGGUGAAGCCGCUGUCGCGAGAUAAAAUCAAAGACAAAAUUAAAGAGAGAGAUAAGGAAAAAGAGAGAGAAAAAAAGAAGCAUAAAGUCAUGAAUGAGAUCAAAAAAGAAAAUGGAGAAGUAAAGAUUUUGCUGAAAAGUGGGAAGGAGAAACCAAAAACAAAUGUAGAAGAUUUACAGAUUAAAAAGGUAAAGAAGAAAAAGAAAAAGAAACACAAAGAGAAUGAAAAACGGAAGCGUCCAAAAAUGUAUAGCAAAUCGAUUCAAACCAUCUGCUCAGGAUUGCUAUCUGAUGUGGAAGAUCAAGAAGCCAAAGGCAUCCUAAAUGAUAACAUAAAGGAUUACAGUGGAAAGAAUUUGGAUAUCAAGAGCUAUGAUUCCAAAAUUCCAGAGAACAGUGAGUUUCCAUUUGUCUCAUUAAAGGAGCCACGGGUUCAGAAUAACCUCAAAAGGUUGGACACGUUGGAGUUCAAACAGCUCAUUCAUAUUGAGCACCAGCCUAAUGGAGGUGCGUCAGUUAUCCACGCCUACAGUAAUGAACUCUCCCACCUGUCUCCCGUGGAGAUGGAGAGGUUUGCAGAAGAGUUUGUGGGUCUAGUAUUCAGUGAAAAUGAAAACUCGGCCGCUUUUUAUGUAAUGGGUAUUGUUCAUGGGGCAGCUACCUAUUUACCUGACUUUUUAGACUACUUUUCAUUUAAUUUUCCCAAUUCGCCAGUGAAAAUGGAGAUACUGGGAAAGAAGGAUAUAGAGACAACGACUAUGUCCAAUUUUCAUGCUCAGGUAAAAAGAACGUAUUCUCACGGUACUUACAGAGCUGGCCCAAUGAGACAAAUCAGCUUGGUGGGAGCAGUUGAUGAAGAAGUGGGAGAUUACUUCCCUGAGUUCCUUGACAUGUUGGAAGAUUCACCAUUUUUAAAAUGUACACUGCCAUGGGGGACACUAUCUAGUCUAAAACUAGAGAGUCGAAAAGAUAGUGAUGAUGGUCCCAUCAUGUGGGUACGCCCAGGAGAACAAAUGAUCCCUGUGGCUGAUAUGCCAAAGUCACCUUUCAAAAGGAAAAGAACUACCAAUGAAAUAAAAAACCUGCAGUACCUACCUCGAACUAGUGAGCCCCGUGAGAUGCUCUUUGAAGACAGGACAAGAGCUCAUGCAGAUCAUAUAGGACAAGGUUUCGAACGACAGACUACAGCUGCUGUUGGAGUGUUGAAGGCUGUGCACUGUGGAGAGUGGCCUGAUCAACCACGAAUAACCAAAGAUGUGAUUUGUUUUCAUGCUGAAGAUUUCUUAGAAGUAGUUCAACGAAUGCAGUUAGAUUUACAUGAACCUCCACUGUCCCAGUGUGUCCAAUGGGUUGAUGACGCAAAACUUAAUCAACUGAGGAGGGAAGGCAUUCGCUAUGCCAGGAUUCAGCUGUAUGAUAAUGACAUUUAUUUUAUUCCAAGGAAUGUUGUUCAUCAGUUCAAGACAGUCUCAGCUGUAUGCAGUUUAGCAUGGCAUGUUCGGCUCAAGUUAUACCACUCAGAGGAGGCCACUGUUCAGAACACAGCUACUCAUGAAACGGGCACAUCACAAGAUUCUGUGUCAUCAGUUCUUGGACCUCACACUGACAACAUGAUUUGUGCUGUAAGCAAAACCUCCUUGGAGUCUGUUUUUUCAGACAAACUGCAUUCUAAAUAUGAAGUACAGCAGAUUAAACAUGAACCUCCUGCAUCUGUUAGAAUCAGUGAAGAACCUGUGAAUGUUUAUGUUCCUGAAAAGACUAGAGCACCGAAUAAUGUGGAUGGCAAGAAUGUUAAAGCAAAAUUGGAUCAUGUUCAAUUUACAGAAUUUAAGAUUGACCACGUGGACUCCAAAUUUGAAAAUAGCAACAAAGACUUAAAGGAAGAAUUGUGCCCUGGAAGUCUCAUAAGUCUAGUUGAUACAAGGCAACAUAGUUCAGCACAUUCAAAUCAAGAUAGAAAAGAUGAUGACAUUUUGUGCUAAAUUUGUACAUACCAUUUAAAAUCCUUUUUUAAAAACUUAAUAAUGUAAUAAAGAUUCAUGAAUUCUGAAAGCAAGCCAAGGACUUGCUCCUAAGUCUGUUACAGAAUAAGUUUAUGUAGCUUUGUAACAUUCCUCAGUGCCUGUCCAUAACUGUGAAGUAUCAAAGCACUUAGGGCCAGAUGCACUGUAAACGUUGCAGGUUUAAACAGUCUUUAAACAGUCAUUUGAGUUGGAGUUGUAGGUUUUAGAAUAGAGCUGACAUUAACAUACAUAUAUAUAUAUGUUACAUACAUAUACACACACAUGUUGUAUAUGCGUGUGUGUGUGUGUAUGUGUAUAUAUAUAUAUGUAUGUAACACAUAUAUAUAUUUUGUAAUAUGAGCCAGAAUUCUUUUUUGACAAUUUAAGGCUUUUCCAUAGAGCUUAUUUAUACCUUUUUUUUUUUCAUUUUAAAUGUGUCAGCACUGUAGUGUAAAUAGCUUUAAAAAAUUUUUAGUGUUGAUUUAUACUGAAAUGUGAGCCACUUAAUAAAGGUUCAUAAUAAAUGUUUUUUUGUUGGGUCUG